Molecule: messenger RNA, 1362 nt
Organism: Nerophis lumbriciformis (worm pipefish)
Lineage: Eukaryota; Metazoa; Chordata; Actinopteri; Syngnathiformes; Syngnathidae
Source: RefSeq, a predicted model, not a curated record
AUGUUGAGCCCCAUCCAGGUGCUGUGCUCCGACAUCACUACCCUUUCUCUGGAGCCUGAGCCGUUUGCCUCUUACACUGAAGCCGACAUCAUCUCCACUGUUGAGUUCAACCACACGGGAGAGCUGCUGGCCACUGGGGAUAAGGGAGGACGAGUAGUCAUCUUUCAGCGAGAACCUGAGAGCAAAACUGAGCUAUUCUGCCAGGGAGAGUACAAUGUCUACAGCACUUUCCAGAGCCAUGAACCCGAAUUCGACUACCUUAAGAGCCUGGAGAUCGAGGAGAAGAUCAAUAAGAUCCGAUGGUUGCCUCAGCAGAACGCGGCACACUUCCUCCUCUCUACCAAUGAUAAAACCAUUAAGCUGUGGAAGGUGAGUGAACGAGACAAACGUCCAGAGGGAUACAACCUCAAAGAUGAGGAGGGUCGCGUCAAGGACAUUUCCACUGUUACUUCCCUACAGGUGCCUGUUUUAAAGCCCAUGGACUUAAUGGUGGAGGUGAGCCCGCGGCGAGUGUUCGCCAACGCCCACACCUAUCACGUCAACUCCAUCUCUGUCAACUCUGACCACGAAACCUACAUGUCGGCCGAUGACCUUAGGAUAAACCUUUGGCACCUGGACAUCACUGACCGCAGCUUCAACAUUGUGGACAUUAAGCCAGUCAACAUGGAGGAUCUGACCGAGGUGAUCACAGCAGCAGAGUUUCACCCCCAUCACUGUAACCUUUUUGUGUACAGCAGCAGCAAAGGCACCCUGCGCUUAUGUGACAUGAGAGAGGCGGCGCUGUGCGACCGACACUCCAAAUUGUUUGAGGAGCCAGAGGACCCCAGUGCUCGCUCCUUCUUCUCUGAGAUCAUCUCCUCAGUGUCUGACGUCAAGUUUAGCCACAGUGGCCGCUAUUUGCUCACCAGGGACUACCUUACUGCCAAAGUGUGGGACCUCAACAUGGAGAGCAAACCCCUGGAGACCUACCAAGUUCACGAUUACCUCCGCAGCAAGUUGUGCUCCCUUUAUGAAAAUGACUGCAUCUUCGACAAGUUCGAGUGCGCCUGGAACGGCUCUGACAGCGUGAUCAUGACAGGGGCCUACAACAACUUCUUCCGCAUGUUCGACCGCAACACCAAGCGCGACGUGACCUUAGAAGCGUCCCGGGAGAGCAGCAAACCCCGGGCCGUACUCAAGCCGCGUCGAGUGUGCGCUGCCGGGGGCAAGCGGCGCAAGGACGACAUCAGCGUGGACAGCCUGGACUUUACUAAGAAGAUCCUGCACACGGCCUGGCACCCGACGGAGAACAUCAUCGCCAUCGCCGCCACCAACAACUUGUACAUCUUCCAGGAUAAACUCAACUCGGAGAUGCAUUCUUGA